Molecule: messenger RNA, 1083 nt
Organism: Didymella exigua CBS 183.55
Lineage: Eukaryota; Fungi; Ascomycota; Dothideomycetes; Pleosporales; Didymellaceae
Product: DUF1783-domain-containing protein
Exons: 2
Coding region: 165-845 (226 amino acids)
Biological process (GO): mitochondrial respiratory chain complex IV assembly
Cellular component (GO): mitochondrial inner membrane
Source: RefSeq, a predicted model, not a curated record
GCAAGAACAGUGAUAUUUCGAUAAUGAUUCGAGAGGCUCAAAGUAUCCGCUGAAUCAGCCGAGCUAAGGCCCAAAGGAGCAAACUUCCGCCCGCCAACGCCGAGCAUCGUCUGAGUUCGAGAGGCCGUCAUUCACACAGCAGACAUCCCAUAUCGCACGACAUCAUGCCCCCUCCACGGCUGACAGCCGCAAUACUGCGCGCGAAACCGCAAACAAGACUGCAAUGUCUCCGCCGAACAGCGUUGACAGCGCGAUACGCCUCGUUCGAGUCUACACAGCCUUCACAACCUGACCAGCCAACGGUCCCGUGGAAGACCCCGCACAGCAUCGAACAAUGGCCACCUGCAUACCUGAUACCGCCUCCCAAAGAUGGCGAGGUUCUGCUUGAGCGCAAGCCCAAUCGUGCGCUUCCUCCUAUCCCUCCACUCAUCUCUCCCCAAGUCCUCAAGACCCUUCCAAUCUUCGUUAUUGCGAUGACUGUGUCGGUCCUCGUCUUCUUCAACUACCAAAAGCAAGAGUCCUCCGUCGUGACAUCCACGCUCUACGCGCUACGUACGAACCCGCUAGUGCGCGAAGAACUCGGCGACGAGAUCUACUUCGCAUCCAAAUACCCGUGGAUCAGCGGCGAAAUUAACCAGGUGCAUGGACGCAUUGAUAUCAGCUUCAAUGUGAAGGGGACGAAGAGGCAGGGCAACGUCAGGCUUAGGUGCAAGAGGAGAGGCAGGGGAGGACUCUACAGCACACAGGAAUGGAGUCUGACUAUGGAGGACGGGCGGAAGCUCGAAUUGUAUGAUCCUCAGGGCGAUGCAAUUGAUCCCUUCCAAAUGCCCGUCGACGAGGAUUAAGCGCCGCAUGCUAAAUCGAGGGGCAUGCGAAGACAUUAAGACAGGGAUUUUAACGCGGUGGUUGGGCGCUUCGAAGUGUGACAGGUGUAAAUAUAGUUGUACAGCUCAACAUUAUCGUGUACAACACAGCAUCGCUGGACUGAGUUAUUAGAACAAGCAAUGAUCAUCAUUGGACGUGCCAGUUGAGGAGUUGAGAGAUAACCUGAAAAAUAUUUGAAGUUAUCGUUGUUCACAUGUU